Molecule: messenger RNA, 1662 nt
Organism: Lagopus leucura (white-tailed ptarmigan)
Lineage: Eukaryota; Metazoa; Chordata; Aves; Galliformes; Phasianidae
Gene: HAS3
Product: hyaluronan synthase 3
Exons: 3
Coding region: 16-1662 (548 amino acids)
Biological process (GO): hyaluronan biosynthetic process; extracellular matrix assembly
Molecular function (GO): hyaluronan synthase activity
Source: RefSeq, a predicted model, not a curated record
UCCCAUCCCACCCAGAUGCCAGUGAGCCUCUCCACGGCGCUGCGUGUCGUCGGGACCAGCCUCUUCGCGCUGGCGGUGCUGGGGGGCAUCCUGGCCGCCUAUGUCACCGGGUACCAGUUCAUCCACACGGAGAAGCACUACCUCUCCUUUGGGCUCUACGGGGCCAUCCUGGGGCUGCACCUCUUCAUCCAGAGCCUUUUUGCUUUCCUGGAGCACCGACGCAUGAGGGCUGAGGGACAGCCGGUGCGAUUGGGCCGCUCCGUGGCCCUCUGCAUCGCCGCCUACCAGGAGGAUCCCGAUUACCUGAAGAAGUGCCUGCGCUCUGUCAAGCGCAUCGCCUUCCCUGACCUCAAAGUGGUGAUGGUGGUGGAUGGCAACAGCCCGGAUGACACCUACAUGCUGGACAUCUUCCACGAUGUGAUGGGCUCCGAGCGCGUGGGCAGCUACGUCUGGAGGAGUAACUUCCACGCACGGGGCGAGGGCGAAACAGAGGCUGGGCUGCAGGAAGGGCUGGCCCACGUGCAGGCUCUGGUGCGCGGCACCACAUACUCCUGCAUCCUGCAGAAGUGGGGCGGGAAGCGCGAGGUGAUGUACACGGCCUUCCGGGCACUCGGAGACUCCGUGGACUACAUCCAGGUGUGUGACUCAGACACAGUGCUGGACCCCGCCUGCACCGCCGAGAUGCUCCGCAUCCUGGAGUCCGACCCCCGUGUCGGUGGCGUCGGUGGCGAUGUCCAGAUCCUGAACAAGUACGACUCGUGGAUCUCCUUCCUGAGCAGCGUGCGGUACUGGAUGGCCUUCAACGUGGAGCGUGCCUGCCAGUCCUACUUCGGCUGCGUGCAGUGCAUCAGCGGCCCGCUGGGCAUGUACCGCAACGCGCUGCUGCAGCAGUUCCUGGAGGACUGGUACCACCAGACCUUCUUGGGCACCAAGUGCAGCUUUGGGGACGACCGGCAUCUCACCAACCGCGUGCUCAGCCUGGGCUACCAGACCAAGUACACAGCACGCUCCCGCUGCCUGACGGAGACGCCGACACGCUACCUGCGCUGGCUCAACCAACAGACCCGCUGGAGCAAGUCCUACUUCCGUGAGUGGCUCUACAACGCGCUGUGGUUCCACAAGCACCACCUCUGGAUGACCUACGAGUCGGUGGUGACCGGCUUCUUCCCCUUCUUCCUCAUCGCCACCGUCAUCCAGCUCUUCUACCGCGGGCGCAUCUGGAACAUCCUCCUCUUCCUGCUGACGGUGCAGCUGGUGGGCAUCAUCAAGGCCACCUACGCCUGCUUCCUGCGUGGCAGUGCUGAGAUGAUCUUCGUCUCCCUCUACGCCCUGCUCUACAUGUCCAGCCUGCUGCCCGCCAAGAUGUUUGCCAUCGCCACCAUCAACAAGUCGGGCUGGGGCACGUCGGGCCGCCGCACCAUCGUGGUCAACUUUGUGGGGCUGCUGCCGGUGUCGGUGUGGGCGGCCGUGCUGCUGGGCGGCCUGGCCUACACAGCCUACAGCCAGGACCUGCUCAGCGACACCGAGGUUGCCUUCCUCGUCUCGGGUGCCGUCCUCUACGCCUGCUACUGGGUGGCCCUGCUGACGCUCUACUUGGCCAUGGUGGCGCGGCGCUGCGGGAAGCGGCAGGAGCAGUGCGGGUUGGUCUUUGCCGAGGUGUGA